Molecule: messenger RNA, 1841 nt
Organism: Pimephales promelas (fathead minnow)
Lineage: Eukaryota; Metazoa; Chordata; Actinopteri; Cypriniformes; Leuciscidae
Gene: wnt2
Product: wingless-type MMTV integration site family member 2
Biological process (GO): canonical Wnt signaling pathway; cell fate commitment; neuron differentiation
Cellular component (GO): extracellular region
Molecular function (GO): frizzled binding; cytokine activity
Source: RefSeq, a predicted model, not a curated record
AAUAGGCCUAAUGCAUAAAGACUGAGUGAUCAAUUUAAUAUGAAUAAUACAAAUAUAAAGAUAGCCUGACAGGGCCUAAUAACAAUGCAUUAUUUAUUAAAGUGCUAGGAUUUAGAAGGGUAUGGAUAGGCAUUUCACGUUGGACCACAUUCUACACUUUCGCUGCUUUGGAAAUAAGCCAAAACCUGUGGCUGGUGUCAAGCUAGCCUGAACAGAUACUUUCAGACAUCUAAUUUCUUCACUUCAUUCCUGAGGCAGGAGUACCCACCCCUUGUGUAAGCAAUUUAAACCUGAUAGGAGAUCAUCAGCUAUCUUCAGCCACUUCAGCCCCAGGACGGACGAGCAUCAGGCUGUGUGUGCAGCGCCACACAUCACACACACUUCACGAUGCUUUGACGCUCAGCUCACUUGUGUCGCGUCACUCCACUGAUUUUUGAUCUGGGAGAGUAAAUUAGCAAUUUGCUCCGACCGCCUCAGCAUUCGUUGUUUGUUGUUAAACUGCAUGCAAGCGCCUGAACGAAUGAGUGUAUCAAUACAAUUUUUAUAAUAUGAACUUUUUGCCAAGUGGAAUAUGUUUUUAUCUGUCCGUGGCAAUUUGCUGGUUCACAUCAAGGGUCGACGCAUCGUGGUGGUACAUGGGCACUCUUGGAUCGCAAGUGAUGUGCGACAACAUCCCGGGGUUAAUUAACAAACAACGCCAGUUGUGCCGCCAGCAUCCCAAGGUGAUGCAGGCUAUAGGAGCUGGAAUUAAAAACUGGAUUGGAGAAUGUCAGCACCAGUUCAGGAACCACCGAUGGAAUUGCAAUACCAUGGCGCGCGAGCACAAUCUUUUUGGGAGGCUUUUACAUCGAAGCAGCCGUGAGUCCGCCUUUGUCUAUGCCAUCUCCUCAGCAGGAAUGGUCUACACCUUGGCUAGGGCGUGCAGUCAGGGUGAACUAGAAAACUGCUCCUGCGACCCCGGAAAAAAAGGUUCAUCUCGUGAUGCCAAGGGAUCUUUCGACUGGGGUGGCUGCAGCGAUCAUGUUGACCAUGCUAUCAAGUUCACUCAGGUCUUCAUCGACGCCAAGGAGAGGAAGGAGAGAGAUGCACGAGCGCUCAUGAACUUGCACAACAACCGUGCGGGGAGGAAGGCUGUGAAGCGCUUUAUGAACCUGGAGUGUAAGUGUCAUGGUGUCAGUGGAUCAUGCAAUGUACGAACCUGCUGGUUAGCCAUGGCAGACUUCAGGCAGACUGGUGACUAUCUCCGCAAAAAGUACAACAAUGCCAUUCAGGUGGUGAUGAACCAGUAUGGAACAGGCUUCACCAGUGCUUACAGGAUGUUUAAGAGGCCCACCAAAAAUGACCUUGUCUACUUUGAAGACUCACCUGACUACUGUAUAUGGGACCACGAGUCUGGAUCUGUGGGCACAGGCGGGCGAGUAUGCAACCGUACGUCCCGUGGGGCUGACAGCUGUGAGGUCAUGUGUUGUGGGCGGGGCUAUGACACAUCACGCGUGAGCCGCACCACCAAGUGUGAGUGCAAGUUCCACUGGUGUUGUGCUGUUCACUGCAGGGACUGCGAAGAGGAGGUAGAUGUGCAUACCUGCAAAACCCAGUCAUGACCACACCACUCCUGCACUUCAGUUACCUUCCAAACUAAAGAUCCCACCUCGAACCUUUGACCUUGUACAGUGCUUUUCUCUGGCGAGUUAGAAAAAAGUAGACCAGACAUUUCAGCAAUGCAUACACAAAAGACCAGCAACUUAAAGGUACACUAUGUAACUUUUGCAUUUUGUGGAAGAACAUUGUUUUGGGUGGCACGACUGCGGAUGAAUAUGGUUCUUUCUCAUAACUAAAAAAAA